Molecule: messenger RNA, 1410 nt
Organism: Prunus mume (Japanese apricot)
Lineage: Eukaryota; Viridiplantae; Streptophyta; Magnoliopsida; Rosales; Rosaceae
Product: DUF1997 family protein, putative (DUF1997)
Source: RefSeq, a predicted model, not a curated record
ACAUUUAAUAUUCGACCCACACAUUAAAACCACCAUCCUCUUCCAACUCAAAACCAAAAGAACUUUUUUUUCGAGGAACAAAACCAAAAGAAAUUUAAAGAACCAGAACUGGUGAAUUUUCUUCCCCUCUCUGUUCUCCCCAACCAAGCAGAAAUAUGAAAAUAAUAAAACUAAGGCUUGCAGACAAUUUGAUUUGCUAAGGAUUUUGAUCUCUUCCUUUCCAACAGUUCAUAAUUUAAAUUUCUUUAUGUGCUCUGCUUCCUAAAAUAUCUUUUUGCAGCAUAAUGAAGACACUGGCUAUCAAAUGGUAUGAACAAGUACAUUGGUGUGCCUCAUUCCCAUCCUCUCGUAUGCCAAUCUUCAACCCCAGGAAGAAAAUUGAAGUGAUAAAUGUAACUAAAGCAACCAGCUUAAGUUCAGAGUCAAAUGCAAAGAAAGCAAAUUUGUGUGCUGCAAAGAAGGAAAGAAUUAAGCUGCCAAAACAUGAUGAUAGCUCUGGUGGCAAGACUUUUAACAUUAGUGAGUUUCUCAGCCACCAAUCAGGAAUUGAAGCCAUGCUUAACACCAGAGCCUUAAACAGCUUUGAAUCCCUUGAUACUGAUACUUACAGAUGCACCCUGCCAAAGCUUCAGCUUUUGAAUUUUGAAGCUGCUCCUGUGCUGGACUUGAGAGUGACCCCAACAAAUGAAGAUUGUAUAGUUGAGAUGCUUUCUUGCAGGUUUGAGGGUUCAGAAGCCGUGGAACGCCAAAACAGCCAUUUUUCAGCAUUCAUGAGAAAUCACAUGUCGUGGGACACAAAUGGCUCUGAAUCUUUUUUGGAGGUUGAUGUGAAGCUAAAACUCACUCUUGAGAUUUAUACACACCCUUUCACCAUGAUGCCAGUAUCAGCUGUUGAGCGUCCUGGAAAUUUAAUGAUGCAAGCCUUAGUGGAUAGGCUGGUGCCAUUGCUUCUGCAGCAACUACUACAAGAUUACAGCAAAUGGGUUGUUGAUAAGCAAGCAGUUGGAUGAUCUUCCAUCCAUUUCCGCAAACAGAUAUAGAUGAGUAAAACAAAAGAAGACAGAACAGGGAGUCGUAGUUUCCAGCCUACGACGAAAAGUAAUCCCUUCUGCAUCAAUCUGAACAUUCAACUCUACUUUCCGGCGACAUUAUUUCAAGUUGCGGUCAUUCUUUUGGGGAGGAAAUUGUCAACUUGCAGCUUAAAUUUAGGUCCGAAACUAAAACCUCCCCACAAUAUCCUUGAUCCUUAUGAUAAUGUCCUAGAAUUUUGCGGAUAGAUAUAAAAUGUGUUAAAAUUCCCGACCAAGAGGAGAUGUAAAUUUUUAGAUUUGUGCUGCUUUCGUCUAUAUAUCUUAAGAUGUAAUGGGAUAACAUUGUUAGUUCACCAAUUUAUGAUAUUCAAGUUAGAAA